GUAGAGACGACGCUACAAUAGCCAUUUUUGCUUUGUUUGUAAAAAAACAUUGCGAUCAUAUCGAUUAUUUUUAUUACAAAUGACAAAUAAAAUAUGUUCUAAAACGUUGAAUGGGAAUAUCUACGGUAUAAUUAUAAAAAAUGGAGCAAUUGUGCUGCGCUUGCCUGCGUACUGGACGUAAAUUGUACUUCAUCGUACAAACAGGCUUCUACGACCUAUAUUCACAAAUUUUGAAUGAAAUACAUGUGUAUAGCAUGUCGCAGCUGUGUGUGCGUGUGUGCUGGGAGUGCCGCGCGUCGCUGCAGCGCUGGCAGCGCUUCAAGGACCGAGCUAAACGCUCCUAUGCUCUGCUAAUGCACAUACACAAUAACAAUCCAGAAUUAAUAGCGCAACCGUCAAAUCUUAAAAUUGAGCACGUGACCAACAUCAGCUAUCCAGCAGUGAAGAUAAAAACCGAGGUGCCCUCCGACCAGCUCAGCAUGAACAGUAUUGUCGUGGAGGACGAGUUCAACACAGAGACCAAUGGGCUCUACCAUGUGGACGUCGAAGUGAAGAUAGAGACGGAGCACUGCGAGCCGGAGACGUUUGUCAACGACCUGCAUGUGGAAUAUGAUGAUGUGAAGGAACCCAAGAUACCAAAAGAGAAAAAUAAAAAGAAACUAAAAGAGAAGUCAGUGAACAAGAAGAUUAAAACGAAGAAAAAGAAAAAAUUAAAAGACGACUCAAAGAAGAAUAGAACAGAAGAAUCGUUACAACCGCAUUCUGACGGUGUGAGCGACAGAGAAGACUUUAACAACGAUAAUAAUGUUCUAGAAGUAUCAGCUCACCUUCUAGAAGAGUCUAGAGAUAUUCCAGAAGAGAAGAUAGAAGAAUUUAAAUGCAAAGUGUGUGAUGUUGUAUAUAAUUUGGAAAGUGACCUGAAAUCUCAUACUGAUACUGUACAUAAAGAGACUGAUAGAAUAAAGCAAGAGAGUAGAGAUAGAGUUAAGAGCAAACAAGAGAAGCCGCCGAGCAAGGAGGCGGGUCGCGACGAGCGGCCGCAGUGCGUCGAGUGCGGCAAGAUAUUUAGCUCCAGGAAGACGUACAGAUACCAUCUCAACGUGCUGCACAAGGGCCAGAACCGCUAUCCGUGUCCGCGGUGCGGCAAGGUCUACCAGUGGAAGAGUAACCUCGGCCGCCACAUGAGGAGUCACAAGGCGCGCGACUCGGGCGAGCUGUACUGCGCGGCGUGCGACAAGCGGUUCGCGUCCGUCGCCACCUACCGGCAGCACCUGCGGGUCUCGCGCCGCCACGUCGCCGAGGCAGAGUUCAGCUUCGUGUGCGACGACUGCGGCAAGAAGUUCGUGAACAAGACGCGGCUCCGGGACCACAUCGACUGGGACCACCUCAACAAGGUCAAGUUCCGCUGCCAGCUGUGCAACAAGCCGUUCAAGUGCCACACGUCGCUGUACGUGCACCUGCAGAACGUGCACCGGGAGCGCGGCCGCGACAACCUCUGCCACGUCUGCGGGAAGGCGUACCAGAACGCGGCCAAGCUGAAGUACCACAUAGUGGCGAUGCACACGUCGGAGACGCCGUACGAGUGUCCGCAGUGCGGCGCCGCCUUCGGCUGGUACUCCAGCCUCUACCGCCACCUGCGCGAGGUGCACUACAAGAUGAAAGCGCAGCCGAAGAAGUCGAAACGCGUGAAGCGUGGCGGCGAGCUGGUGCAGCCGGCGGCCGCGCCCGCCCACUGACCGCCACACGCAGCCACUCGCCAGCUACCCACCAACUGCCCGUCUCGUCACAGUUUUAUUUUACACUACUUGUGUACCGUGCUUUUUUUAGUAUAUGAUAAUGGUAUGGUAACCCCGCCUGCACUAUCGGUAUACG
Molecule: messenger RNA, 1872 nt
Organism: Galleria mellonella (greater wax moth)
Lineage: Eukaryota; Metazoa; Arthropoda; Insecta; Lepidoptera; Pyralidae
Product: zinc finger protein 41-like
Exons: 11
Coding region: 141-1736 (531 amino acids)
Biological process (GO): regulation of transcription by RNA polymerase II
Cellular component (GO): nucleus
Molecular function (GO): RNA polymerase II cis-regulatory region sequence-specific DNA binding; DNA-binding transcription factor activity, RNA polymerase II-specific; zinc ion binding
Source: RefSeq, a predicted model, not a curated record